Ectocarpus siliculosus is the source of this 1978-nucleotide messenger RNA. Lineage: Eukaryota; Phaeophyceae; Ectocarpales; Ectocarpaceae. The record is from the annotation of a GenBank genome assembly.
AUGCUGCGGAGAGGAAUUUUCAGGGUGGCUGUUUAUGCCCGGUCCCAGAAAACAUGCGCCGCCGGGGUCAAAAACCUCCCCGCGGCAGCAGCGGGGACGAGGGCUUGGCUCUCCGCCACAUCAGGCGGAGACAGCAGUGACAGUGACGACGUAACCCCGCCCAAGACGAAACUCGCGUUUUCCUCCAGCGUGUACGGCAAGGAUCCGGCUUCUGGCGGAGAACCAACCGCGGAGGAGGCGGCCGCUGCCGCGCAACUCAAGCGGGAGGCGGAGGCGGGCACCGCAAGGGAGGGGGCAGCGGCCGCACCCGUUCACGACAACAGAAACAUGUUCGACUCUUCGCUGUCCCAGCAGGCUGAGGACGGGAAAGAGUCCGGGAGUAUCAAGCGCGACGUUGCGGCCGACACCCCGGACGCCACACGAGUGGCAUUCGGCGCUACCGCCUACGGCAAAGACCCCGAGGCCGCCGCUGCGCUUUCAGCGCAGGAGGCUGAAGAGGUUGAAGCAUUGCGGGCGAGGGCAAAGGGCGACGGUGUUGCCGGUGCAGCAGCGGCCCCGCUUCACGACAGACGCAACAUGUUCGAUUCCGACUUGACGCAGGGCGCAGGGAGCACGCAAGCGUUCGAUGCCAUCAAACGCGACGUUAAAACGGAUACGCCGGAUGCGACACGAGUAGCCUUCCGCGCGAGUGCUUACGGGAAAGACCCUCAAACGGCCGCUGCGCUCUCUGAGCAAGAGGCAGCCGAGGUGGAAGCGCUGCGGAUGAGGGCCCAGGGCCGGGGUGCUGCAGCCGCGGCUCCGGUCCACGACUCCAGGAGCAUGUUCGACUCCGAUCUCACGCAAGGCGCCGGGAGCACGCAAGGGUCUGACUCGAUCAAGCGCGAAGUUUCGGGCGACACCCCGGACGCUACACGAGUAGCGUUCCGUGCGAGCGUUUACGGAAAGGACGGCCAGGCGGCCGCUGCGCUUUCGGAGCAGGAGGCCGCCGAGGUGGACGAGUUACGGGUGAGGGCACACGGUGCGGGCGCCUCGUCCGCUGAUGCCGCACCUGUGCAUGAUUCUAGGAGCAUGUUUGACUCCGAUCUCACGCAGGGCGCUGGGGCCAUGCAGGGUUCGGACUCGAUCAAGCGCCACGUUGCGGCCAACACGCCGGAAGCGACGCGGUUGGUCUUCGCAGGGUCCGACUACGGGAAGGACCCGCGCUCCGUGGACAACUCGGAGAAGAAGAAGGCGGAGAUCGCGGCGCUCGCGGAGAGAGUGGGGGCGGGCACCCCCGCCGCUGCGGCGGCGCCCAUCCACCACGAUAGAUCGAUGUUUGACUCGGACCUUGCGGAAGGCGCGGGUGCAGCACGGGAGUCGACGGCGAUCAAGCGCCACGUUGAGACGGCGACGCCGGCGUUGACUCGUCUCAGUUUCUUCGGAAGCACCUAUGGCGAUGACGAUCCUGGCUCCAACAAAGCGGAUCACGCUCAAGCAUUGGCGGAGAAGCAAAAGAAGGGGGCCAAGCUGGCGAGGGUAGGAGCAGGUGUCCAAAGCGCGAAGGUCCACAACACGGAGAAGGCGAUGGCCGAUGACGAGUAUUCCCAAGCAGGAUCGGAGUGACUCGCACGAAUCCCGCCACUCGUCUCUUUCAGCCCGACAGCAGCAGUUGCGAGAAGUGCGAUAUAUUCCGCGUGUCGAGCUAGCGAAGGCAUGUGUAUAACGUCUCAUGUAGCAGCACCGUUGAACGUUUCUGCCGUAGAUGUGGCGAUGAGCCUCGGGACGUGAUGUGGGGAAUGUUGGUACGGUCAAGAAUGAUAAGUUAGUGCAACAAUCGGUUAGCAAUGUACGUGUUUGGCUUCGGGGGUGUUUUAGCUUUGUCGACAGCCUUUUAGAGAGGAAUAACGGAUGGUCACAAGGGAAAAAUGUGGAUGCCUUGUACAUGGAAAUGGGACGGUACAGAAAAAAGGGGUUGGUGCACUGAUUGUAGUGAAACCAU